AUGUCCGGAUCCUGCUGCGGCUCCACCUGCUCCUCCUCGGGCUGUGGAGGAGGUUGCUGCCAGCCCUGUUGUCAGCCCUGCUGCCAGCCCUGCUGCCAGCCUUGCUGCCAACCCUGCUGCCAGCCUUGCUGCCAACCCUGCUGCUGCCGCGACCCCUGCUGCUGCCGCCCUGUGUCCUGCCAGACCACCGUGUGCCGCCCCGUGACCUGCACCUGCCGCUGCACGCGCCCCAUCUGUGAGCCCUGCCGCCGCCCAGUCUGCUGUGACCCCUGCGGUGUGCAGGAGGGCUGCUGCCGCCCCAUCAGCUGCUGCCCCACGUCCUGCACGGCUGUGGUCUGCCGCCCCUGCUGCUGGGCCUCCACCUGCUGCCAGCCCAUCUCUGUGCAGGCGCCCUGCUGCCGCCCCCCCUGCUGCCAGCCUGCCCCCUGCCGCACCACCUGUAGGACCUCCCCUUGCUGCUGAGCAGUGCAUCAAUUACUGAUGGUCCCCAGUAGAAGAU
Neogale vison (American mink) is the source of this 499-nucleotide messenger RNA. RefSeq names its product keratin-associated protein 2-3-like. The coding region runs from base 1 to 462 and encodes 153 amino acids. The transcript has a single exon. NCBI's taxonomy places the organism in Eukaryota, Metazoa, Chordata, Mammalia, Carnivora, Mustelidae. The record is from RefSeq and is a predicted model, not a curated record.